AGGACAUUAAUAGUAAUUUUUCUCCGUGUAAGAAAGAAAAGAGGACGCCAUGUCAAAGAAGAAAGGCCUCAGUCUGGAGGAGAAGCGCACUCGAAUGAUGGAGAUAUUCUUUGAGACGAAAGAUGUGUUUCAACUAAAGGACAUAGAAAAGAUCGCUCCAAAGACCAAAGGAAUCACGCCCAUGUCCGUGAAGGAGGUGCUGCAAAGCCUGGUGGACGACAACAUGGUGGACUGCGAGAGGGUGGGCACCUCCAACUACUACUGGGCGUUCCCCAGCAAGGCCCUUCACGCCAGGAAGCGCAAACUGGACGAGCUGGAGAAACAGCAUUCUGAUGGGAAACAGCGCAAAGCAGCCCUACAGCAGGCUGUUGAAAAGGCCAGAGAGGGACGUCAAGACACCGAGGAGAGGGCCACGCUACAGAAGGAGCUCCAGUCUCUGAGGGAACAGAGAGCCCACCUGAAAGCCGAGUUGGACAAGUAUAGGGAGUGUGAUCCGGAGGUGGUGGAGGAGAUACGGAAGUCCAAUAAAACUGCAAAGGAAGCCGUCAACAGAUGGACAGACAACGUGUUUGCCAUCAAGUCCUGGGCCAAGAGGAAGUUUGGGUUCGAGGACAGCCGCAUCAAUAAAGCCUUUGGAGUCCCAGAGGAGUUUGAUUACAUAGACUGACACAU
Messenger RNA from Megalops cyprinoides (Indo-Pacific tarpon), 672 nucleotides. RefSeq names its product meiotic nuclear divisions 1 homolog (S. cerevisiae) (gene mnd1). Gene Ontology annotation, biological process: reciprocal meiotic recombination. Bases 50 to 667 code for a protein of 205 amino acids. Gene Ontology annotation, cellular component: nucleus. The record is from RefSeq and is a predicted model, not a curated record. The transcript is spliced from 8 exons. Lineage: Eukaryota; Metazoa; Chordata; Actinopteri; Elopiformes; Megalopidae. Gene Ontology annotation, molecular function: double-stranded DNA binding.